AUGGCUGCUGAGAAUAAUGUCCCUGCUUUUCCCUAUUCGUCGCCAGAUUGGUCGCGAGAUGAUCCCUCACACUCAGGCUUUCUCGUCCAUGGGAGCGAUACAACAGACGGAAAUAAAGCAUAUUUUAUUCAUCUCGAAGCAAAAGAGGGGAAAGAAGAGCUGGUGGCUCAGUUCCUACGAGACAUCAACACCGGCGUUAAUAAGGAACCCGGAACUGGGCCGUGGUUUGGGCUAAGAUACUCCAAGACAACCUUUCUCAUCUUUGAAGCAUUUCCGAAUUCGAAAGCCCGCCAAGCGCAUGACAUCGGACCUGGAGGACAAAAUUUUAAUCGUGCCGAAGUUCUGAGAGACAUGCUGGCGUAUCCGGCUAACAUUUACCGCCUCGAUGUUCUUCACGGGAAAUUUGGGACCAUGCUAGGAAAAGAAGUAGCGCCCAUUUCUUAA
Molecule: messenger RNA, 444 nt
Organism: Trichoderma atroviride IMI 206040
Lineage: Eukaryota; Fungi; Ascomycota; Sordariomycetes; Hypocreales; Hypocreaceae
Source: RefSeq, a predicted model, not a curated record